AUGACAUACCAACCCCAACUCCAUUCCCGCCUACUAGCCUUACUAGCUGAGCUCCGCGAUCAAAUCUACGAACUCACCUUCUCCGACCGACCUGUCCGAGUAGGACACCGCUACUGGGACAAGACUCGAUGGCGCCGGAACUCAGCCGGCGUCACACACCGCAACGCUGGCAUCGUCCUCGCCUGCAAGCAGCUCUACUACGAGACUCUUAUGCUGUAUUACAAGCAUACCGAGUUCCUCGCUUGGAGCACGAGUUGUGUUAGAGAAUGGGUGAGGUGCCUGCAACCUGAGUGCGUUCGGGCGAUUAGGAUGAUCUUGCUGGAGGAAGCGAUGUCAAGGGGGUGGGAGGAUGCGGCGAAGCAGGGGUUGGUGCCGUUCUUGGGGGACAAGGCUGCUUAUUUGCGGAGUGGGGUGCUGUGUGUGGAGAUUCUAAUGCCGCGGGGUGGUGGGAGGAGGGCUGUGAGGAUUUGA
Molecule: messenger RNA, 471 nt
Organism: Fulvia fulva
Lineage: Eukaryota; Fungi; Ascomycota; Dothideomycetes; Mycosphaerellales; Mycosphaerellaceae
Exons: 1
Coding region: 1-471 (156 amino acids)
Source: RefSeq, a predicted model, not a curated record